GACAGAAUGUGUUGGUUGCGGAUGUUCACCGCGGUGCUCGCCAUCUUCGUGUUGGGAGCCACCGCAGACAGCGAGGAACUACUGCGUGGCAAAGAGCACUGCCUGCGGCACAACGAUUUUCCCAGCCCGAACGAAUGCUGCUCGAAGCCACAGUGGAUCAACCGGUAUGCGGUCCGAAGCUGUCGGUACAUCCACGCCGAAGUAGACGGAUACCGGUACGAGCGAGGUUCGUGUGCUGCAAAGUGUGGUCUGUUCAAAAUCAACAUCACGAUGACGGAUCGCAUUCACCGGGUGCGUAUUUUCCGGCCCAGGCUACAGACACGCGGUGUCGAUCCGGCGUGGAUCAAUGUCGUGUUGAAGGCGCUUAGCUACUGCAAGCCAAAGGUAACACAGCUGCAGGGUCGUCAUGUGCGCACGAACGAGGAGAUGGAGCAGUGUGAAAUCGCUGAAGAGAUCUUCGGCGAUUGUGUGCAGGCGCAAAUGUUCAUGCAUUGUCCACAGACGACCUGGAUCAGCUCAGGCACGUGUGACUCCAUGCGGGAGUUGCUGGCAUCGGGUUGCCCGUACAAAACGCUUGGCGAUGUGAUCGUACUGAACGACGAGGGACACGUGCGAGACUACCGACCACUGGAUGACGAAUACGAUCGUCCCUAUCAUAGCGGUGGACAUGGAGAAAAUCCCCGGUAUGAUGAUGAGUACGAUCGUCGGGAUCAGAGAAACAACAAUCCGCGUCGAAACGAUGGAACCUACGGAGACACGGAUGAUGGAUACGUCGUAUAGUAAACGUUUCGUAUGAUGCAUUUUGUUCGAAAUCCAAGUAUGCGCGCAAUGUUGUGUGAAAAGUUGCACGCAAUGCAGCUUCUUCCAUGAUCAAGCUGAACAGCAAGAAAAGUGCCGAGAAUAUAAACUAAUGUGCUGGUGGAGUUUACCUAAAUUUUCUCUCUCGCUUACUUGAGACUU
This is a messenger RNA of Anopheles nili, 960 nucleotides long. RefSeq lists its product as uncharacterized. NCBI's taxonomy places the organism in Eukaryota, Metazoa, Arthropoda, Insecta, Diptera, Culicidae. Bases 7 to 780 code for a protein of 257 amino acids. The record is from RefSeq and is a predicted model, not a curated record. The transcript is spliced from 3 exons.